ACUCUCUCGAAUUACCCUUCCACCAGAAAAGCAAUACCCACACGGGCCACUCAGAACAUAUCGAUACAGAGAGAGGAGGAAGAAGAAUCGAGGAGAGAGAGAAGAUGAACGGAUUCGACAGAUUGACCACCAAGGGUGAUGACAUAGACAUAGAGGCGGGCACCCUAUACCCAGGUCUAAGCUACGGAGAGAACCAGCUCCGAUGGGGCUUCAUCCGCAAGGUCUACGGCAUAGUCGCGGCCCAGCUCGUUCUGACCACCAUCGUCUCCUUCGUCACCGUCCUCUACUCACCCAUCAACGACCUCCUCAGGGGAAACUCCGGCCUCCUCCUCUUCUUCUUGUUCCUUCCCCUCGUCUUGCUGUGGCCCAUGUACGUGUACCAGCGAAGGCAUCCACUGAACUUGAUUGUCCUUGGACUUUUUACCGUGUCCCUUAGUCUCACUGUUGGUGUUAGCUGUGCCAACACAGAUGGAAGAAUUGUUCUUGAAGCCUUAAUUUUGACAUCAGCCGUGGUGGCCUCCUUGACUGGCUAUGCUUUCUGGGCUGCUAAGAAGGGCAAGGACUUCAGUUAUCUCGGACCAAUCUUGUUCACUAGCCUCUUUACCCUCAUGUUGGCUGGCUUUCUCCAGAUGGUCUUCCCUCUGUGGUCCACCUCAGUUGCGAUUUAUGGUGGGAUCAGUGCCGUGAUUUUCUCAGGGUACAUAGUUUACGAUACUGAUAACCUGAUCAAGAGGUUCUCAUACGACGAGUACAUAUGGGCAUCUGUCACUCUGUAUCUCGAUAUUCUCAACCUGUUCCUUGCCAUUUUGAGGGUUCUUAGAAAUGCUGACAACUAGUUCAAUGGUGCACUUCCUCCAAGGGUAUUGCCUGGAUUGUUUUUUAUUUUUAUUUUUGGCUUUUCUGUAUCUGUGAUUGACUGCAAAGACCACUGCGGGUAGUACAUAUAUGUAUGGUUACUAACAACAAUGCUAUAUCGCUCCUUUGUCAGUCUAUAUUUCUGCUAAAUAGGCUUUUGGAAACAUUCGGCCUCAAAUAAAGUGUUCUAUCGCUGGUUUGUCUA
This is a messenger RNA of Rhododendron vialii, 1060 nucleotides long. Its product is annotated as BI1-like protein. The transcript is spliced from 4 exons. Gene Ontology annotation, cellular component: membrane. The record is from RefSeq and is a predicted model, not a curated record. The coding region runs from base 105 to 836 and encodes 243 amino acids. NCBI's taxonomy places the organism in Eukaryota, Viridiplantae, Streptophyta, Magnoliopsida, Ericales, Ericaceae.